This is a messenger RNA of Epinephelus moara (kelp grouper), 2563 nucleotides long. It is a transcript of the gene fblim1, whose product is annotated as filamin binding LIM protein 1. The transcript has 8 exons. Gene Ontology annotation, cellular component: focal adhesion; stress fiber. Gene Ontology annotation, molecular function: filamin binding. The record is from RefSeq and is a predicted model, not a curated record. NCBI's taxonomy places the organism in Eukaryota, Metazoa, Chordata, Actinopteri, Perciformes, Serranidae. Gene Ontology annotation, biological process: cell-cell adhesion. The coding region runs from base 270 to 1448 and encodes 392 amino acids.
GGAGGGAGGUGGUAUUGUCAUUCAGCCAGAGAAGGAGGAGGGGUCGGCGGACGAGAGAGUCGGGGAGGGAGGUUCAGAAGGAAAAGGAGUGGCCUUCUGCUGAUAGUCGCCCUCUCUGCCGGAGUAAAGUCUUCUCUCAGUGGCAGCUUACAGGAGGGAAAACAAACCAGAAGUUUUGAGAUACAGAGCAGGGAAGCAGAAAGAAGAAAAGACACAGCUGUCCUCAAAACCGCAUUCUCUCCCAGGCUGUAUGUGGGUUUUGUACAGUCAUGGCAUCAGCAGCUCCACCAAAAAGGAUGGUGUCCUCUGUCUUCAUCACUCUGGCAUCUCCUCACCGAGCCACUGUGACACCGCAGCAGCCCGUCCUCCAGGCUCACAGCGCCCCGGCUAGAGACAAGCAGCACACUGCUGUACGAGUCAGCCCCAGUGACAACAUCCCCACCGUCAGACAUAAGAAAGAGGACCACUCACAGUCUAAGCCCUCUGGCAGUGCGGACAGCACAGGCCGGACUCGUACAGGCGUCUCCGCCCGAGCUUCAGACCCUCAGAGUCCAAAACCUGCCCCACCUGGAGCCAGCAGAGGAAAGCUGCAAGAAAAGGGCAUGCAUGCUGAAGAGCUCUUCCCUCUUCCUCCUCCUCCUCCUCCUGCUGUUGCAUUGCCUUCAUCUCCUGGAACAUCGCUCUCUGAAGAAUCAGCUCUUCCACCACCUCCUCCUGCCCAGACGCCUCUCUCCCCUCUGACCCCAGGCCAGCAGCCAGUUUACAACACAGAGGUGGAAACAAGCACACCAUCUAGUGGGUUGAAACAGGAUGAACAAUCCCAUGGGAUCCAUAAUAACGGCCAAGACACGAGCGGGGAGAGUCGAGAGGUGUGUGGCUUCUGUCGGAAACCCGUGGCUCUCUCUGAACCUGCAAUAGAGGCUUUAAACAGGACGUACCAUGAUGGUUGUUUCCAGUGUAGGUCUUGUCACAUUCCCCUGGCUGGUAAACAGUACUACAACAAGGCAGGAAUCCCCCUCUGUGAGGACUGCUACCAGGCCAGUCUGGAGCUUUGCUGGGCGUGUGGGGAGGCCAUCACAGAUCAUGUGAUCCGAGCACUGGAGCGAGCGUACCACCUUACUUGUUUCACCUGCGCAACAUGUAAACAGCAAAUUGGAGAGCUGCCUUUUGCUCAGGGAGAAGUUGGAGAGGUGUACUGCCUCCAGGACUAUUACAGGAAGUAUGCUCCGAAUUGUCAUGCCUGCAACCAACUAAUUAUCCCAAAAGAGGAUGGUACUGACAGCUAUAAUGUUAAAUGCCUGGGACGCUCCUACCAUGAGAACUGCUACAGAUGUGAGGUCUGCGUCAUCCAGCUCUCUCCUGAACCAAAUGACCAUGGCUGCUAUCCUUUGGAUGGUAGGUUGCUUUGCAAAUCCUGCCAUCUGAACCUGGUCUCUGCCCAGCACUAACACCGGCCUCACAGCCGGGGAUACACUGCAGCUGAUGGAAAAGUGCCACGAGUCCAGGUUCAAAGUCGUGGGAGACUCUGCAUGUGCAUUUAAGACUCUGGAAUACAAACGUCACACACCCUUUUUUCCAGCAGAAAAAUAAUGAAAUAUGGCUUUUUUUUAAAAAGAUUUUUUACAAUAUAUCAUGCUCUCUGAGGAUCCUCCUUUUCUUCUUUUAUACUUGAUCAUUUUGCACUCCAUAAACUACAAAAUGCACCAAAUAUAUUUAUGCAACAGCCUUUGCAAAAACAUACGGCAAGCAUUGAACUUUGUAAAUCUCAGUCAGUGUACUGUUUCUCAACUGCAUUACCACUUUAUAUAAAAAAAAAACUAUCUAGAAAAAACAAACUUUAUAUAAAAGUAACCUAAUAUAUUUUAUCUUGAGGCAGGCUCCAACAUAACAUUUGUUAAAUUACACAAACACGAUCAACAAGUAUUGACAAGUGGAAAAAAAGAUGACAGUUUCACUCACAGUAGUGUAAUUGAUUUAAAAAUUUGUCCGUUCUGGGCUACUGUAGAAACAACAUGGUGGACUUUGUGGAAGAGGACCCACUCCACAUGUAGAUAUAAACGGCUCAUUCUAAGGAAACAAAAACACAACGUUUUGUAUUUUCAGGUGAUUAUAAACUAAUGAAAACAUAGUUAUAAAUAUGAUAAAUCAUUUGUGCUAAAAGAUACCCCUAAAUCCUUCACACUGAACCUUUAACUCAUGAAGAUCUUCACUGGACUACAGGGCCUUAUAUUUGUCUUUUUUUUUUUUUUUUUUUUUGCCUCAACACUAGAUCUAUUCACAUUGAUUUGACGUUACAAUCUUAAAAUCUCAUUCAGAUCCUAGUCAAGUUAUUGCAUUAUUUAUAUUUUGUAUCUCAAAAUGACAUGUCUUUGUAAUUAUAUUUCUUUGUAUCGAAAACAUUUAUUACAACAUUUUCUGGAAAACGUGUUAUUGGCAUUUCUGUUUUAUUCACCACACUUUUAUUGUACUUGGUAAAUAUUGUCUUUUAAGUGAGAUUUAACUUUUGGAAGUGAUGAAAAGUUGAAUUCAUACAGAAUAAAAUACAUCUCUGCUCUUUUCAUAC